GGCGUAGCACUUGUUCCGAUCCCGGCAAUAUGAUUGUAUGGAAAAUUUCCUGUGUACAUGUCAAAGCAUUUAAAAGUUGAUUUUAUUUUUGGGAAGAAAACAAUUUUAAAUUGAUAUAACUCGGGGAAAUUAAAAAAAGGAGAGAGAGAUUUAUUACGCCGUCUGGAGUCUUCUCACCUGCGACUGCGAUCCCUUUCCUCAUAGCGUGGGAACGCGUAGGGUUUUGAUUUUCUGUUCUGCGCAAAAUUACUCCAUUUCAGUUUUCAUAUGGCGCUAUCACCCUCCUAGAACCCACAACAUUCCUGGUCGAAUACGUCAGAAUCAGCCGUCAUGGCGAUUCGGUUCACCGUCAAGUACUCGGCGUCCGUCGCCUCUAACAUGACGGCUUCGUGCGCCGCGUCCGGGAAAUUCUUUGGAUCCCGGUUCGUCGAUGAUUGCAUACAGAGAUCCCGCAUCUUUCAGCACCCUCCCUCGCAGAAGCCGGACUCCAAUUACGCCGACUUCCGCCGCACUAAAUGGAAGAGAAAUCCGAUCAACCCGACCCCCGCCUUGUGCUCUAAACUGGCCGGAGAGAUUCUCGGAGGAAAUUCCCAGUCGCCGUUGGUGCUCGGAUUAAUUUCCUUGUUGAUGCAGUCAGUGGGGACUUCUUCGAGCUCGACUGUUUUGGGUAUUUCGCCCCUGAAGGCGUCUUCGGCCAUUUCCUUUUUCCGGCUUUCUAAGUGGUUGCCAUGUAAUGAACCUUCUUUUAGGGAGGUGGAUAGAGAAACCCUAGCUGGCGGCAGCAGCGGAGAAGCAGUCAAUGCAAAGAGUGUUGGUGGUUUGAAGGUAUUAGCGGCGGCAGCCAGUGGUGAUGGUGAUAGACGUGUGGGCGUUUCACCGGAGAGGAUUUCUGGUGUUAGUAAUAGUUGGUAUUUGAAAUUGAAGAACUUGGGCUUCACCUCGGAAGAUGCCAAGGCCACUUUUACUGCUUUAAGCAUUCGCAUUCUGUUUAAGUCGACUUUGGCCGAGCCAAGGUCUAUUCCCACCACUUCAAUGUACCCUACCCUUGAUGUGGGUGAUCGAAUUCUAGCGGAGAAGGUCUCUUAUUUAUUCAAGAAGCCUGAAGUCUCGGAUAUUGUGAUUUUUAAAGCUCCUUUAAUUCUUCAGGAAAUCGGUUUUAGUUCAUCCGAUGUGCUCAUCAAAAGAGUUGUAGCAAAAGCUGGUGACUAUGUAGAAGUUCGUGAUGGGAAAUUGUUGGUCAAUGGGAUUGCUCAAGAUGAAGAUUUCAUAUUGGAACCUCUUGAGUAUGAAAUGGAUCCAGUGCUUGUACCUGAGGGCUAUGUAUUUGUGCUGGGAGACAAUAGGAAUAACAGCUUUGAUUCUCAUAACUGGGGUCCAUUGCCUAUUGAAAACAUUGUUGGUAGAUCAGUCUUCCGGUACUGGCCUCCUUCUAGAGUUUCUGAUACAAUGUACGCCACAUCCCAGGGGGGCAGAACUGUGGCAUGUUCUUGAUGCGUUGCCUUCUGGUUUAUUCAGAUGGUUUAUUUAAUCUGUUUUUAUCACAACUCAUCAACUCUGUUAUUUAUUUAACCUUCUUACUCCUUCCAUACCCGAGUGCUGGAUUAGAUUUCCUUCUAAAGUGUUCUCUUUCAUGCGGGAUAAACUUUACUACAUUGACGAGUUGGCUGCAGUGCCAGUGAGUCUGCCAGAUAAUGAGACUAGCACGAGGCUGGCAGGCUGCUUCUGUAUUGCGGUGGAAACUACAAGAGCCUUUUUGAAGAUGGCGAUUAUCAAAGUUAUUCCAUUUCAACUGCUUUCAAAGAAUCAAUUGUUACAAAUGGCAGAUGAGAGUACAUGCUAUUUUUGUUUUAAUUUCCAUUCUAUUUUUGUAGACUUGUUGGAUUCUUAGUUUUCAUUUUUCUUCCAUUCCUCCGCAUGAUGGUAUUAGUGUCUUAUAUAUAGCCAAAAUAAUUUGUAUAGAUAGCUCCUCCGUUGUGGGGUGAAGUCAUGAAUAAGUAGGGGAUCCUAACUAGGCCGAUAUCUACAUGUAUUUUGGAAACUUGUAUCCGUGGUUCUUAUUUCAAGUGUAGAUCCUCAACUCUCCCCCGUGUUUGGGAUUCGACUUAAUGUGAGUUUUCAUUUUAUGAUC
Messenger RNA from Salvia miltiorrhiza (redroot sage), 2128 nucleotides. Its product is annotated as thylakoidal processing peptidase 1, chloroplastic-like. The record is from RefSeq and is a predicted model, not a curated record. Gene Ontology annotation, biological process: thylakoid membrane organization. Lineage: Eukaryota; Viridiplantae; Streptophyta; Magnoliopsida; Lamiales; Lamiaceae. The coding region runs from base 331 to 1491 and encodes 386 amino acids. The transcript is spliced from 6 exons. Gene Ontology annotation, molecular function: serine-type endopeptidase activity. Gene Ontology annotation, cellular component: chloroplast thylakoid membrane.